AGAACCCCCCGGAUGGUCGAUCACUGCAAGAGCACACUGCGGAUCUACGGAGAAGGGAGCCGAACAAUCCUUACUACCCGCAAUCUUCAUGGGCUCCAGACGCCAUGGACGUUGACAAACCGUCUAUGCCAAGGAUCGACGUUCCUGGGAGGUCCAGCAUGGGAGGCAUGUACUCUGAUCGCAUGCCUAUAACAAUCCAUCCUACCCCUGCUCCGGAACCCGCGCCUCGUGCCCCAAGGGCGAUGGUUCCAAGGGACAGCAAUGCUUACCAGUCAGGUCUCCCAACGCUCUCGCCGACGUCGCCCUAUAGCCCGCGUUCGGUCGGUCCCCCAGUCGUCGAACCCCCGGGUCCGUUGUCACUGCCCAUACGUAUGCGUCCUGGGCUGCCGCCGCCAAUGAGCGAGCGCCACUGGGAGCCCAACGGCUCGCGGCUACGGGACAGUUUCUCUGGUCCCGGUCCUAGUCCUGUCGACCCUCCGCCUGUCGGCCUGCCGUCGAGGCUCAUCAAUGACAUGGGGAGGAAUCUUCCCGAGCGACCUGUCUCGCGUAUGCCUGUGUCCCAGCAUGAAGCUGGACGAGGCCCUCCGCCGCCUCGUAGCACCGGAACCAAUAGCAUCCCUAUCGGGCCUCGAACUUCUGUGCCCGAGGGCACUGCCCUGCAUCCCGAUCCCCCUACGUCGUUCCGUCCGCCGAACAACGGGUACGACUCGUACCGCCCGUCGCAGAACGCGGAUCGUCAGAGCGUGGAUCGUGCAAGUGAGCCGUCUCCAGCCUACACAAAACGGGUACGCCAGCUGUCCGUGUUGGGACGUAGACUGAUGCUGACAGGCAUGUAGCCGAUGCGACACCCUCACGAUGAGCCGACCUCCGAUCGAUCUCGCUCCGACCGAGCUGGUCGACGUCCGUCAGUUAUUCCCAAUGAGUCUAUGCGCCGUCCUGUCAAUGACAGCCCUGUUAACGAACGUGGUCCCAGUCGUCAGUCGAGAUUCGGUCCUCCGAGCACUCCGGUAGAGCCGGGCGCUCCCCGCAUCUGGCAAACAAGAGACGAGGCACUUCAAAUGCCACGUUCGAAUGAAGAUAGCAUACUGCGGGAACCUAGAGACAUCGCGGAUCGCCUAAUGCGCGACGAUCGUUCUGCAUGGCGUUCUUUUGGUCCAUCCCGCGACGGUCUACCCCGGAAACGUGUGGACCAUCUCGAGGAGCAAUCAGGACGGUCAUUCGCUCCGCCUCAGCCUUCGUCCCACCCGCUCCCUGACGUCCCACCUCGGCAAGACAGAGCUGCUACCCCUCCUCUCGCCACAGACCGUCGUGAUCAGGAGUCUGUGCUUGUAGACAUCCCGGCUGUUGGGAAGGUACAUCCAGAUCGUGCCCGUCUCCUUGACGGUCCUGAGAAGGAGAAGACUUCCAAGCCAGUCCGCAUCCGUCGCCCAGCCAAGUCUCCGGACCGCGGCUUCCAAGACAGGCCCCCAUCGGUCGAGGACGGCCGUUAUGGCAACCUUCCUGCCAAACCCAACGACGGACGUUUGGGCAUGAAUAUGCUUCCACCGCGAGAUAGGUCCUCGCCACCUGCGGUCGCACAGAACGGCUACCGCCCUGCCAUCAAGCGUGGGACGUCCUUACUCGAGCGGCUCAACGACCCUCCGCCGCAUGAUGUGGCGAGCUUGCGCGAAAGGGUCGACAUUAGCGCUGCCGACGGUGGCGGUCCGAGCAUCCAACAUCAGACCAUGGACUUUGAUGGUGAUGGCGCAAGGGGCGGGGGCGACGAUGCAAGGGGUCGCGGGCCUGGUGGAUCUGGAGGUGGCCCGGGACGUCGGCGGCCUAUGAAGGCGCGGAGGGGCGGACGGAGGAAUGGUCCAUGAUACUUCUGGCCGUUGACGAAGACUAGGAAGCGGUGAAGUAGGAACUAAUUGGGAAGGGGAAGUCUGCAGAGGAUUGGCUUCUCCAUUGGACUCUCGCGGCAUGUUUAUGUGGUCUUUUCGUGCAUUCACCAGUCAGUACAUCGCAGUUCGUUGUCUCGCCUGUUGUUAGUUGCAAAUAUCCGUUGAACCUGUCGUGAAUCACGUGCUGUAGGUAUAUUUUCGUAGACAGACCGCUUUGGUGAGUCCAUGUCGAUAAUAUGUCGUUCCCUGAAAUUGACG
Molecule: messenger RNA, 2138 nt
Organism: Dichomitus squalens LYAD-421 SS1
Lineage: Eukaryota; Fungi; Basidiomycota; Agaricomycetes; Polyporales; Polyporaceae
Exons: 5
Coding region: 159-836 (225 amino acids)
Source: RefSeq, a predicted model, not a curated record